Saccharomyces kudriavzevii IFO 1802 is the source of this 819-nucleotide messenger RNA. RefSeq names its product putative signal sequence-binding GTPase GPN3 (gene GPN3). Lineage: Eukaryota; Fungi; Ascomycota; Saccharomycetes; Saccharomycetales; Saccharomycetaceae. Bases 1 to 819 code for a protein of 272 amino acids. Gene Ontology annotation, molecular function: GTPase activity. The transcript has a single exon. The record is from RefSeq and is a predicted model, not a curated record.
AUGUCUCGCGUUGGUGUUAUGGUGCUGGGGCCUGCAGGUGCGGGCAAAAGUACAUUUUGUAAUUCUAUCAUAUCGCAUAUGCAAACUGUGGGACGAAGGGCUCAUAUUGUGAAUUUAGAUCCCGCCGCAGAGGCUACAAAGUAUGAAUUCACCGUUGAUAUUAGAGAUUUAAUUUCUUUGGACGAUGUCAUGGAUGAAAUGGAUUUGGGCCCCAAUGGUGGAUUAAUAUAUUGCUUCGAGUAUCUUUUGAAUAAUUUGGAUUGGCUUGAUGAAGAGAUCGGGGAUUUCAACGAUGAAUAUUUGAUCUUUGACUGUCCAGGUCAAAUUGAACUUUACACGCAUAUUCCCGUUUUGCCCAACAUAGUGCGUCAUCUAACCCAGCAAUUGAAUUUCAACCUUUGUGCCACAUAUCUUCUAGAAGCACCAUUCGUGAUAGAUAGUUCAAAAUUCUUCAGUGGUGCACUCUCGGCCAUGUCAGCAAUGAUACUAUUGGAAUUGCCCCAUAUCAAUGUGUUGAGUAAGUUAGACUUGAUAAAAGGUGAUGUCAACAAAAGAAAACUAAAAAGAUUUUUAAAUCCCGAUGCAAUGCUAUUGAUGGAGACCGAGGGGAUGAAUCAAGUAUCUAAUCCGAAGUUUUUGAGAUUGACCCAGUGCAUAGCUAAUCUUGUUGAUGACUUCGGGAUGGUUCAGUUUUUACCCUUGGAGUCCAAUAAUCCUGAGAGUAUAGCCACCAUCUUAUCAUAUGUGGAUGAUAUUACGCAGUGGGCAGAGGGACAGGAGCAGAAAGAGCCCAAUGAUCAAAUAGAUGUCGAAGAAUAA